GGAGCGGGGCCGCGGCGCGGGGCUGAGGCGGGGGGGGCGCGGGGGGCACCGGGAGCGGCGCGGAAGGGCCCGGUCGGUGGGGGGGGGGGUGGGGGGGAGGCAGCGGGAGCGCGGAGCCGCCCGGUGGCAGCGGGGCCUGGCACCUGCCGGGACACCGGGUGGCCGCAGCCACCCCGCGCCGUGACCCCGGGCCGCACGAGCCCCCGCGGCCCCGUCCCCAGCCCCGCGGCGGGGCCGGGGCCAUGGCGGGGCCGGGGGCGCUGCUGGCGGUGCUGGCGCUGGCGGCGGGGGCGGCGGGCGGGAGCUGCCCCCAGCGCUGCGUCUGCGCCUCCAACAUCCUGAGCUGCUCGCAGGCGGUGCUGAGCUCCGUGCCCGCGCCGCUGCCCCGCUUCACCGCCGUGCUGGACCUGAGCCACAACAACCUGAGCCGGCUGCGCGCCGACUGGGCGCCGGGGCGGCUGGCGCACCUGCACGCCCUGCUGCUGUCCCACAACGGGCUGGCCUUCGUGUCCACCGAGGCCUUCGCGCACGUCCCGCACCUGCGGCACCUCGACCUGUCCUCCAACCGCCUGCGGGCGCUGGAGGAGAACCUCUUCAGCGACCUGGCCGAGCUGGAGGUGCUGCUGCUCUACAACAACGAGAUCGCCGCCGUCGACCGCACCGCCUUUGACAACCUGGGCCGGCUGCGCAAGCUCUACCUGGGCCAGAACCACAUCGCCCGCUUCCCGCUGGAGCUGCUGCGCGAGGGCAGCCGCCUGCCGCAGCUGGCGCUGCUCGACCUCUCGGCCAACCGCCUGCGCAGCCUCCCCGUGGCCGAGCUGCAGGCGCUGCCGGCCUGGCUGCGCGACCGCCUCUACCUGCACGGCAACCCGCUGGCCUGCGACUGCCCGCUCUUCCAGCUGGUGGCCCGGGGCUGGCGCCGCCGCCUCAGCGCCGUGCUGGACUUCCAGGAGGAGCUGCGGUGCCUGCCGCAGGACUCGGGGGUGCCCGUCAGCAUCCUGGCGCUGGCCGGCCGCGAGCUGCUCAACUGCAGCGAGGCACGCGAGGCCGUGCUGGAGGCGCACCUGGGUGACACGGUCACGCUGGGCUGCGACAGCCGGCUGCGGGCGGCGCACAGCCGGCACUGGGUGACGCCGGGCGGCGAGCGGGUGCCGGAGGAGGCCGGCAACGGCAGCGCGGCCGUGCUGGCCAACGGCAGCCUGCAGCUGCGGGCGCUGCGCCCCGAGGACGCCGGCACCUACGCCUGCCGGGUGGCCGGCCCCGCGCUCAACGAGACGCUCUACGUGGAGCUGCUGGUGCACAACUUCACGCUGCACGGCCCCCACGACGGCCUCAACACCGCCUACACCACGCUGGUGGGCUGCAUCCUGAGCGUGGUGCUGGUGCUCAUCUACCUGUACCUCACCCCCUGCCGCUGCUGCUGCCGCGGCGCCGACAAGACGCCGGCCCCCCGUGACGACAGCCUCAACUCCUCCGUGCUCAGCGCCACCCCCAACCACGCCGCCGGGGAGCCCCCCCAGCCCCGCAGCACCGCCGGGCCCCGCGCCCCCCCGGGGGGGCAGAACGGCAGGUUCAAAGCGGGGGGCACCCCCCCGGCCGUGGCGGUGGCGGGAGCACGGGAGGGCCCCCGAGCGCAGAGGAAGCUGUCGGACCCGGACUCGGUCAGCUCGGUGUUCUCGGACACCCCCAUCGUGGUGUAGGGGGGACACCCCGGUGUGCCCCCGCCCCCCCUCAGCACCCUUCCCCUGGUCCGUGCUGGAUGGGGUGCAGGAAGGACAGCCGGCCCGCCCCCCCCGCUGCGUGCAUCGCAGCCCUGGGCUCCACAGAGGUCGCCUCCGCCACGCCGAACACAAGGGACACGGGGACUCUGGCGGGGAUGGCGCGACCUGGAGCCCCCCCGGGGGUCCGCGCACUGCAGGACCCCCACUGACGGCACCCAAGGACACGGAGCCACCUCUGCCCCCCCGCUGCACGGGCACC
Messenger RNA from Anas platyrhynchos (mallard), 1980 nucleotides. RefSeq names its product adhesion molecule with Ig like domain 1 (gene AMIGO1). Gene Ontology annotation, molecular function: protein binding. NCBI's taxonomy places the organism in Eukaryota, Metazoa, Chordata, Aves, Anseriformes, Anatidae. The record is from RefSeq and is a predicted model, not a curated record.